AUGUUCUGCGAGCUGCCACAAUUUGCCAGAUGCUGUCUCUGCAUGCCCUUGAGAUGGGGUGUUUUGACGUUUGGAUACUUAAACAUAAUCUUCUCCAUGUUUGGGUUAGGGGUGUACAGUUAUUCGGUGCACAGCGAAUAUGGAGUGGUGCUGGUGUACCGCGGCGUGGCGACUCCGGCUGAGGCGGAGAUAUGCAUUGCUCUUUACUGUGUUGAUAUCUUGUUCAAUGUAUCACUGGUGUAUGGAGCUCAUAAGCAAAUUGUAUCACAUCUGAGGAUUUUCUACUAUUACACACUCACCAUGACCUUUGCGGUGGUAAUCAUGGAAAUAGUAUCUUUAACAGACAUGAGAUACUACUUCGAGAUAGAGCUGAUUACUUUCUUCUUAGUAGGAUUAUGCAUUCAUCUCUACCUACUGUUCUUAGUGCGAAGUCUUCUGCAGAAGAUGGACAAUUCAGGAUGCGCCUACGAGAAUCAACUCCACCAGUUCGUCAACGGAGAAUUGAAAGUUGAAGGGAGUGGAAUAUAUCCCAGCACGGUUGUGCCUAUUGAAAAUGCG
Brenthis ino (lesser marbled fritillary) is the source of this 558-nucleotide messenger RNA. The record is from the annotation of a GenBank genome assembly. NCBI's taxonomy places the organism in Eukaryota, Metazoa, Arthropoda, Insecta, Lepidoptera, Nymphalidae.